CAAUACUUGAACAGCUGUUCCCAAAAAAGGUUUGGUGUUACCAUUUGCUCCAAGAAGUCCAUUCCAUUAAAUGCUGAUAUAAAAAUUAAAAAGGAAUUAGAAUAAGAUCAUUCUAAAUUCCCACAGGGGUCCUUACAAGCUGCAGUUUGAACUUACUUUGAUCUCCUGGCACAGCAAUAAACAAUGCUUGAUGAAGAAGAAGCCACUGCCUUGGUGUUUGACAACGGCUCAGGACUUUGCAAGUCAGGGUUUGCAGGGGAUGAUGCACCAAGGGCUGUUUUUCCAUCCAUUGUAGGUCGUCCUCGGCAUCAGGGUGUUAUGGUUGGCAUGGGUCAGAAGGACAGCUAUGUAGGGGAUGAAGCCCAGAGUAAAAGAGGAAUUCUUACCCUGAAGUAUCCCAUUGAACAUGGAAUUAUCACAAACUGGGAUGACAUGGAAAAGAUUUGGCACCAUUCUUUCUACAAUGAGCUCCGCGUUGCCCCAGAAGAGCAUCCUGUUUUGCUCACAGAAGCACCACUGAACCCCAAAGCUAACAGAGAAAAAAUGACCCAGAUUAUGUUUGAAACCUUCAAUGUACCUGCGAUGUAUGUAGCCAUUCAGGCGGUCCUGUCUUUGUAUGCAUCUGGCCGCACAACUGGGAUAGUACUGGAUUCUGGGGAUGGAGUCACUCACAAUGUUCCUAUUUAUGAAGGAUACGCACUCCCUCAUGCCAUAAUGAGGCUAGAUCUUGCAGGAAGGGAUCUUACAGACUACCUCAUGAAAAUCCUGACAGAAAGAGGCUAUUCAUUUGUCACUACAGCUGAACGUGAGAUUGUCCGUGACAUAAAAGAAAAGCUGAGUUACGUUGCCCUGGAUUUUGAGAGUGAAAUGGCCACUGCUGCCUCUUCUUCAUCCCUGGAGAAGAGUUAUGAGCUUCCAGAUGGUCAGGUCAUCACUAUUGGAAAUGAGAGGUUCCGUUGUCCUGAGACGCUAUUCCAGCCAUCUUUCAUUGGUAUGGAAUCUGCAGGUAUUCAUGAAGCCACCUACAACAGCAUAAUGAAAUGUGAUAUCGACAUUCGUAAAGAUCUAUAUGCAAACAAUGUGCUGUCUGGCGGAUCAACCAUGUAUCCAGGCAUUGCAGACCGAAUGCAGAAAGAAAUCACAGCAUUAGCCCCAAGCACCAUGAAGAUCAAGAUGAUAUCUCCACCAGAGCGUAAAUAUUCUGUGUGGAUAGGAGGCUCUAUUUUGGCAUCAUUAUCAACAUUUCAGCAAAUGUGGAUCAGCAAAGAUGAGUAUGAGGAAUCUGGCCCCUCUAUUGUUCAUCGCAAAUGUUUCUAACAGUAAAAUCUCCCAUUCUCUAAUCUUUGAAUGUAAAAUUAUGCCAAGUAGCAUAUUCACAGCUUUCAUGUUUACUGUAUAAGCAUAUGUUCAUGCACACCUUCUUGUAUAAUCAGAUGAGAUUUCAGCUGUCAGCUACACAAUAAGCUGGUUUGAAAGCACAGUGAGUUUCUGUUUCACAUCGGCUAGCGUAUUAUUGUUAUUUCACCUGAUAAUGUCUGAAGUUCAUGUCUGAUGUUUCUGAAACUAAUAAACACGUCAAUAAUAUGCAGAUGA
Messenger RNA from Protopterus annectens (West African lungfish), 1593 nucleotides. RefSeq names its product actin, aortic smooth muscle-like. Bases 184 to 1317 code for a protein of 377 amino acids. The record is from RefSeq and is a predicted model, not a curated record. The transcript has 9 exons. Lineage: Eukaryota; Metazoa; Chordata; Ceratodontiformes; Protopteridae.